Molecule: messenger RNA, 1011 nt
Organism: Pseudovirgaria hyperparasitica
Lineage: Eukaryota; Fungi; Ascomycota; Dothideomycetes; Acrospermales; Acrospermaceae
Exons: 1
Coding region: 1-1011 (336 amino acids)
Source: RefSeq, a predicted model, not a curated record
AUGCCUUCUAGCACGCUUGUUUCCAAAGCCAAGCUGAUGGCAGAGCACAGCGAGAACAGCAACCAUCAACAGACUCACGACGCUCAUAUGGAGAACUCCAGGCUUGAGACUGAGACUCAUGAUGAAGUAUGUGAGAUCUUUCAACCUCGGCCGUCAACUCCAAGACGCUCGACUGAGCCCUUCUCUCCUUCACUCCUCAAUCCUCUCGGUCAACCUCGACAACGCAAUCGCUCCCCAUACUCUAGAGCCCAUUAUCGCUCACACUCUGGAUCUUCGCCAGCCGUGGCACCACCUAUGACACGAGCCCACUCUCUUCCAGCCGUGAUGUCACACAGCUCUCCUCCAACGCUUGUACCUACAGUGCCACUCCUACGGCCAUCGAGCCCGCUUCGUUCGCCUGUACGCGCUCGUAGCCCAUACCGACUGGGCGAAGACUCAUACUCUUACGCUGGAACGCCCAGUGUACCCGAUAUCUCAGAAGAUGCAGAGCUUGACCUCACACCCAAGGCCAUGCACAGCGAUCGAGGUGUAGCUUCAUUGCCUCUCUCGAAUUUCAACAUGAGUAACACAUUCCCACGCCGGCGCCGGCCCGCCUCACCUCUUCACCAAGUCGCAAGCGCGAACUCUAGCAACUCGUUUUAUAGUACACCAACAUCGUCAGCGAGCUCAUCUCCGAUGCUCUCUGCAAUCAAAUACAACGAACCAUUCCCAAUUGGCUUUCCUACUUCGCUCUCGUCCUCCGUACCUUCCACGCCAACAUCUACACGCUCCCGCUCUCCUAGUAUUUCCAGCUUGGAGACUAUCCCAGACACCCCAGAUGCCGAAGCCGAGGCCAUUGAGGAAGAUCGUAUCGCCAAGCUAAAAGCUAUUGAGGAGGGUCCUAGGAGAGGUAGUUUAGACGAACCGACUAAGCGGAUCAGCUUCACAAACCGAGACAAGAGAAAGCGUUGGAGUGUCUGCGGAGGCGAGAGACGGCAAGAUUUGGAUUUGGAGACGAUAUACGAGGACUGA